This is a messenger RNA of Sebastes umbrosus (honeycomb rockfish), 5420 nucleotides long. It is a transcript of the gene gnptab, whose product is annotated as N-acetylglucosamine-1-phosphate transferase subunits alpha and beta. The coding region runs from base 181 to 3927 and encodes 1248 amino acids. The transcript is spliced from 21 exons. Gene Ontology annotation, biological process: N-glycan processing to lysosome; carbohydrate phosphorylation. Gene Ontology annotation, cellular component: Golgi apparatus. The record is from RefSeq and is a predicted model, not a curated record. Lineage: Eukaryota; Metazoa; Chordata; Actinopteri; Perciformes; Sebastidae. Gene Ontology annotation, molecular function: UDP-N-acetylglucosamine-lysosomal-enzyme N-acetylglucosaminephosphotransferase activity; calcium ion binding.
AGUGUUAGAAGCAGCAGCAGCAGCGUCACCGCCGCCAAGGAAGCCGUCAAAUGUCUUGUCGUCGCAUGGGUUGUCGUCAUGCAGUCUGAGUGGUGGUCAGCUGACAGAUCCGGGUCUGUCUGUCAUGUUUACUUUCUCUGUUUUAGUUUAGUGCGUUAAAACCUGCGUUUCUGUGAAUGAAUGCAGCGGUAUGCGUCGCCCAGGACAACCAUGGUAGUCGUCAACUCGGUGCUCAAGCUGUUGCAGCGGCAGACCUACACCUGUCUGUCCCACCGGUACGGGCUCUACCUCUGCUUCGGGGGGAUCGUCCUCAUGAUAGUUUCCGCCUUUCAGUUCGGAGAGGUGGUGGUGGAGUGGAGUCGGGACCAGUAUCAUGUGCUGUUUGACUCCUACAGAGACAAUGUGGGUGGGAAAUCAUUCCAAAGCAGGCUCUGUCUGCCCAUGCCUAUUGAUGUGGUGUACACAUGGGUGAACGGCACAGACGUGGCUCUGCUGAAGGAGCUGAAGACGGUCAAAGAGCAACUGGAGGAGGAACAAAGAGUUCUGAGGGAACGUCUGGGGAAAAAUGCAAGCGAGGCAACUGAAGUGCCAAAAGAGAGUGUUAAGCCAGAAUGCCUGCUGUCCCACUGCAUCAUAGCGCCCAUGCUGGCACUGGACCCCGCUCUGCCAGCCAACAUUACACUCAAAGAGCUGCCGUCGCUCUCCUCCUCCUUCUCCGCUGCCAAAGAGCUGCUGCUGAUGACCAAACCCUUCCUCUCGUCCACAACCGUCUCUGUGGUCGUCUUCCACUCGCAGGCUGACGCUGAUAAAGCCUAUACAGAUGUGUCUAGAGAAGACCAGAAGUUCUCUGUGUCCAGAUGUUACCUGACGACAGAUAAAGAGGCUCCGGGUCUGAUCCGCAUGCAGUCUCUGGCCUACCUGAGCGGCUUCCCGGCAACCUAUAAAGAAACGGAGCAGCUGAGAGUCAAACUGCCGUCUACCAUAACCACUAAGAUCAAACAGUUUGAGUUGUACUCGGAGGCCAGCAUCGCCCUGCUCCACCUGAACACUCCGCAGGACUUCACUGAUCUCACCCAGCAGGCUAAAAAGAACCUGACCCUGGAUGGGAAAGAGUUAACCAUCAGCCCGGGCUACUUGUUCUGGGACCUCACCGCCAUCUCACAGUCCAAACAGGAUGAAGAUGUGUCAGCCAGCCGGUUCGAGGACAACGAGGAGCUGCGCUACUCGCUGCGCUCUGUGGAGAGACACGCCCCCUGGGUGCGACACAUCUUCAUCGUCACUAACGGGCAGAUUCCCUCCUGGCUCAACCUGGAUAACCCCAGAGUUACAGUUGUCACACAUCAGGAUACUUUCCUCAACAACAGCCACCUUCCCACCUUCAGCUCCCCGGCCAUAGAGACCCACAUGCACCGCAUCCCAGGGCUCUCCCAGAAGUUCAUUUACCUCAACGACGAUGUGAUGUUUGGCAAAGACGUCUGGCCGGAUGACUUCUACAGCCACUCCAAAGGACAGAAGGUGUAUCUCACCUGGCCUGUUCCCAACUGCGCUGAGGGCUGCCCAGGAUCUUGGAUCAAAGACGGCUACUGUGACAAAGCCUGCAACAACUCCGCUUGUGACUGGGACGGAGGAGACUGCCUCGGUGCGGCGGGGAACAGUCGGUUUGUGGCUGGGGUCGGCGGUGGCGGCGCCGGUGGAGGUGGUGGACAGGUGUGGCAGUUUGCAGGAGGUCUCGGGGGGACGUCGUACUGUAAUCAAGGCUGCGCCAACUCUUGGCUGGCUGACAAGUUCUGUGACCAGGCCUGCAACGUUCUCUCCUGUGGGUAUGACGUGGGAGACUGUGGCCAAGAGCACUUUGGCGAGCUGCACCAUGUGACCCUGCUGAGGGAUCAGAGCCUCUACACCCUCCCACUAGGUGAAACCAGACCGUAUUUCAGCUUCGACAGGCUGGCCCGCAGAGUCUCCGAGGCCCACGUGAGCGACAACCCGGCUCUUCGCCACACCUCCGUCGCCAACAAGUGGAAGACCAUUCACCUGCUGCUCCACCCGGGCCACAACGCCACCCAGAUCCAGUACAAUCUCACUUUCCAGAAAGAGGACGACACGGAGUUCGUAAUGAGCUUCAGCGUAGCCGUCGACACCCGAGAGGUGCCUCAGGCUAACGUGUCCCAGGCUGCGAGCAAAGACGCCAGCCAAGAGCCAAAGCCGACCCCGACUCUAGAGCCGCCGGUCCCGUUCUCGGAUGUCCCCGAGGACAAACAGGGUCCUAAGAUCCAGAAGAGGCCGCCUGGUGAACCUCAGGUUGUCGUAGAGGUGCCGGCGCUGAAUGUGUCGCUUCUACCAGCUGCUGUGCAGAGCGAGCUGCAGAAGCUGGAGGAGAAGCUUCUGAUCGGUGACAUCACUAUGAAGGGUUAUAACCUCACAAAGGCUGAGCUUCUGAAACCUUACGAGACGCUGGCUCAAAAGCAGCACGACAUCGAUUCACGAGCAGCUGAUGAGGGUGCAGAAAAGGUCCAUAAGCCCUAUAAAGACCUGGAGGGAGAGCAGUUGGAGGGGAAACCACCCGUGGAAGAUAAAGCAAAAGAUAUUCAGAAAAAUCAAAACUCAAAAGAAGAAAAGUCCAGGAAAGACGCGCCUGUAACUCCUCUUAUCCCAGUCCAUAUUGAUGAUAAGCUUGAGAAAGUAACUCCCAAACAUGAUCUGAAAGCUGCGAUCGAGAGGCCCAUGACUUCCAAACUGCUAAGCAGCAUUUCCAAAGCUAAGAGUGCAGAGAGUCAGGCAGGAGGAGCUCCAGUCGGGAGGAAACUCCAACACUUCAUCUCCGCAGACAGAGGCUUCCUGCCGUGGGAGAGGAGGAAAUACUUCCAGGAACUUCUCGAGGAAGAGGAGCGUCUGCAGAGAGAGUUGUCGUACGAGGCCGACGGCGGCGCCACCAGCCGAAGGCUGCAGGACACUUUUGCCGACUCGCUGCGCUACGUCAACAGGCUGCUCAACGGCCAGUUUGGAUUCACGUCCCGCAAAGUCCCCGCGCACAUGCCUCACAUGAUCGACCGCCUCAUCAUGCAGGAGCUGCAGGACACAUUCCCAGAGGAGUUCGACAAGACGUCAGCCCAUCGCGUUCGUCACUCGGAGGACAUGCAGUUCGCCUUUUCCUACUUCUACUUCUUGAUGAGCGCUCAGCAGCAGCUCAACGUGUCUGAGGUGUUUGACGAAAUCGACACGGACCACUCGGGCAUCCUGUCCGACCGAGAGAUUCGAACUCUGGCCACAAGGAUCCACGAGCUGCCACUCAGCCUCCAGGACCUGACCGGCCUGGAGCAGAUGUUGAUAAACUGCUCUAAGACUCUCCCGACUAACCUGACCCAGCUCCACCUGGUGAACCCAACUCAAGAGGCCUACUAUGACCCCAGCAUGCCUCCCGUCACAAAAGGCCUCGUCCUCUACUGCAAACCCAUCACAGAGCGCAUCCAGAAAGCCUUCAGAGACCAGAAUAAGUACAAGUUUGAGAUCAUGGGGGAGGAGGAGAUCGCUUUCAAGAUGGUGCGGACUAAUGUGUCCCAUGUGGUCGGCCAGUUAGAUGACAUUAGGAAGAAUCCCAGGAAGUUCAUAUGUCUGAAUGACAACAUCGACCACAGCCAUAAGGACGCUGCCACGGUGAAAGCUGUGCUGAGAGACUUCUAUGAGUCCAUGUUCCCGCUGCCGUCCCAGUUUGAACUGCCCAGAGAGUAUCGCAACCGGUUCCUGCAUAUGGACGAGCUCCAGGAAUGGCGAGUGUAUCGGGACAAGCUGAAGUUCUGGACGCACUGUGUCCUCGUGACGCUCGUCAUCUUCACCAUCAUGUCCUUCUUUGCCGAGCAGCUGAUUCUGCUGAAGCGAAAGCUGUUCCCCCGACGCAGAGUGAACAGGGACAGCAACCCUGAGCGGGUGUGAAAGAAAAGGAAGUCUUCCCUCUCCUCUUCUUUCUGCACUUCAACAACCUCCGCGUCCACCCCCACCCUCUCUCUCCUGCUCCGUAGAGAGGGUUCAGACCGGGUUGACUGGGGUGGAAACAGGAAUCCGAAGUCCUCCGUGCUUGUGUUGCAUCAGCGCCGACGGACGGAGGAUAGAGACUUCAUGAGAUGGCGAUGAAACAUUUUGAAGAAGAUGAUGGAUGGGGCUGGCCGCUGAAAGGAACGGCAGCCACAAAGAAGAAGCUUGUAAUUCUUCUUUUCCUCCGCUGGGGGCGUCUGAGACUUUUGUACAACUCACAAACUUAAGUACACAAACAAACACUCCCUCCACACUGCACCACCCUCCUCUUGUCACUGAUUCAUGUGCUGUUAAAGUGUGAAACGUUUGACAGCAGCUGGUGAGGACUCGGUGUGUGUGUUUGUGCAGCAAUGCAAGUUUACCAUAGAAUCCACAAACUGUUGCGUUUAAAGCUCAAACAAUUAGCGGAUUAAUCGAUCGGUAACUAUUUCGAUAAUCAAUUAAUCGUUUGAGUCAAGGAAAAAUGCCAAACGUUUUCUCUGUUUUAUAUCAUGGUACUAUAAGUUGAUUAUCUUUGGGUUUUGGACUCUUGGUCAAACAAAAAAAGACAUCUACCUUGGGUGUUGGAAAAUUGUGAUGCGUAUUUUCACAAUUUUAUAAAUUAAAAAAAAAUAUUAUUAAUUGAAUAAGAUUGUCGCCAGUUAAUUAAAAAAAGACGGUACAUGCAGCCCUGGUUGUGUUUGGCUUUUAUCGCUAUGGCUUCAUUUUAAAGAAAUGAAGAAAAAAGCUUAAACAUAUAGGAUGAAUAAAAUGUGUUGGCUGUUAAAAAACUAUGAAAACUUGAAGUGCCUUCGUUGUUCAUUCCCGCUUGUUUGAACAUUUUUGUUUCUCUCCUUUUUGUUUUUUUUACAUUUCUUCUUAUAAAUGUUGAUCACAUCACACCCUAAUCUAGUGAUUUACAGUGAGAAUGAAUGGGAUAUAGGAUAAUAAUGAUUCUUAAUGUGGUACAAAUAUAACUGAUUGUUGGAGCUACAUGUAAGUGAUGCUACAGCUAUCAUAGCCACCUGUAUGUGUGUCCCUGUGGGACUCGACGGGCUCGCUACUGUCUGAAAUUCAGACCCCCUCAGCAUGUUCUGUAACUUAUUUUGAUUGUAUUAUUGUGGCUGUGAGCUCGGUGAUCUGAUGCAUCUGAAUGUAAACAUCAAAAAAUGCUCGUCAACUACUCCAAACUUUUUUUCCUCUGAAUGUCAGUUUUACAAAGUUCUUUAAUAUAAUGACAGAAAAGGAAGUGACUGCUUGAUGCAGUCAGCAUUUUACAAUAAAAGUCACUUGAUGUGUUGCGGUAUGAUUUCAGCAGGCGAGGCGAUGAGUCACACAUCUGGAAAAUGGGAUUUCCUCAGAUUGCAUCAGUUCAAUAACUCCUCUGACUGAAAUAAAAUGUGGUUUGGUUCAGU